AUGGAACUCCCAGUAAACAUCAUGCUAGACAUCUUAACACGUUUACCCACCGAAUCGGUUUUGGAAUCCAAAUUUGUAUUGAAAACUUGGAGAGAUAUUGUUCGUCAUCCAUCCUUUUCUCAAAAGCAUUCAAAUCGUCUCUUAUCUUCCGUUGAUGAUUCGGAAAAAGCCUGCUAUGUUGAAUACAGUGAGAAUAAUGACACACCCACUAGAACUAGAAGGAUCAAUUUACCCCCUGAAUUCAAUUGUUAUACCUUUGUGGGUUCCUGGAACGGGUUAAUCUGUCUUCAUAAUAUUGGUGUGUUUGUUAUUUGGAACCCCAUUACUAAAGAGCACGCUGCUCUUUCAGGGUUUACAUUAAAGUGCGUGUACCAUGGUUUUGGUUACCUUGCUUCAACUAAUGAGUAUAAAGUUGUUAGAAUAAAUGAUCCAGAACCCAAUUCACCCAAUUCUUUAGAAAUCGAGGUAUACAGUCUAGGCAGUGGCAAUGGAUGGAGAAAUGUUGGAAAACUCAACUCUAGAAUUAGCUCUGCAAGAAUAGGUGUCCUUGCAAACGGAGCUCUUCAUUGGAUAUGA
Messenger RNA from Papaver somniferum (opium poppy), 576 nucleotides. Its product is annotated as F-box/kelch-repeat protein At3g23880-like. Gene Ontology annotation, molecular function: protein binding. The record is from RefSeq and is a predicted model, not a curated record. The coding region runs from base 1 to 576 and encodes 191 amino acids. Lineage: Eukaryota; Viridiplantae; Streptophyta; Magnoliopsida; Ranunculales; Papaveraceae. The transcript has a single exon.